Molecule: messenger RNA, 658 nt
Organism: Anthonomus grandis grandis
Lineage: Eukaryota; Metazoa; Arthropoda; Insecta; Coleoptera; Curculionidae
Exons: 2
Coding region: 123-599 (158 amino acids)
Source: RefSeq, a predicted model, not a curated record
AUCGUUUAAAUUCAUUUUUAAUGGUUUUUAGAGCUAAGCUGUUUGUUUUUCGUUCGAUUUUUCGUGAUAAUUUAAUUCCCUAGUGUUGUAAUUGUACCCCUGUUGGUACCACAGUUGAUACCAUGAUGAAUACCGAUACCGCAAACUCUGAAAAGGGCAGAAAGCCCCACAAUUUAUACAAGGAACUCGGAUUUGAAUCAUUACAUUUGGACAAUGGAAGAAUGGGAGCUAAGUGUGACACGUGCAACCAUAUUCUAAAAAAUACAGCAAUAUCUCGCCUUCGUACACAUAGAAAAAGAUGUUUUCGCAAGAGCAGUAGUAUUGAUUCUAAAGAAGGUGAAGCCAUAUCAUUAUCGUCAGAUGAUAGUGUGAGGUCUGAAAAUGUAAUGACACCCAUCGAUAGGCCAGUUAGACGGGUUAGACCACUUAACAGGGAAAUUAAUUCUAUUGCUGCGUCUACUGGAAUAACUUCUGACGAUGAAACUCAAGAAGUGCCCCAAGAAGUGGUUAUGGAAGUUGAAGUAAACACAAGUGCCCCUCCUCCCCAAUCUUCAUAUAGAGUUUUAGAUAUUGUAAGUACCUACAUACUUUUCAAUUGAUAAAAAUGUUAUUAAAACUUUUUUUUUACUUGUAUUUAUGUAUAGACCAGGAUCGAUAA